AAGGCGCUAAGAAGAUUCAUUCACAAAGCUUUUCAGCCGACAAAUAUGAAAUCAUCCAGCUCCGCAUCCCUAGCCACCAUCGAGUACGGGAAGAAAAAGGCGACGAAGCAAAGGAUCUCCAUUCAUCAUCUCUUUCACUGUCUAUUGAAUCAGACCCACGAGCGACGAUGUCCACGCUGCUCUCCGUCUUUCCUCCGGCGACUGGCGAUGAAGACAUCACAACAAUUGACGGCGGCAAAGGCAAUUUGAAGGAGGAAGAUGGGGAUUUUUGGGUCGGG
This is a messenger RNA of Linum tenue, 278 nucleotides long. The record is from the annotation of a GenBank genome assembly. NCBI's taxonomy places the organism in Eukaryota, Viridiplantae, Streptophyta, Magnoliopsida, Malpighiales, Linaceae.